UUUGUUACUAUAAAGGGCGCCAAGUAUAGUCUAGCCCUUUCAUUUUCCUGGGGGUGUAGAGAGUGGUUGUGGAGGCUUUUGAGGUUCAGAUUAGCUUUAAAAAAAUAAAGGUGCUUGUCCUAUUGCUUUGUUUUCUACUCUCUGUUUUUCAGUGGCGAUGAAACCUACCGAAACUAAUAAAGAUUGCACUGCUACAAGUGACAAGGAAAAUAUGCAGGAACAACCGAAGGUAGAGUCCGGUGCUGCUACGUCCACGUCAGUUGAUGAGAGUGACAGUCUUGCUGAGGCCAACAAGCUGGUAUGCUCUGGCAACAAGCAUAUGGUGCUGGGAGAUUAUCCGUCUGCUGUCAAUGUAUUCCAGGAGGCUUGCCAGUUGCUAGGCACCAAGUAUGGCGAGACUUCAGACAAGUGUGCUGAAGCAUACUUUCUGUAUGGGAAGGCUCUUCUGGAACUUGCAAGGAUGGAAAAUGGUGUUUUGGGUAAUGCCCUUGAAGGUGUAGAUAUGGAAGAUGAAGCAGAUUCGUCAACUCCUGCUGAAAAUGCCCAGGCUGAAAGCACAGAUGACUUGGAUGACGAAAAAAUAGAAGAGCUGAGGGAGCAGGUUUAUGAUGCCAUGUGUGAGAGAGAGUCUGGAAAUGGCCUGCCAGUGGAAGGGAAGACCUCAGAGGCUGUAGAAAAUGGAGAUGUGGCUAUGGAAGUAUCCAAGGCAGAUGACCAUGCUGAAGCAGGAAGGCUUGCAACUGGCUCAUCAGUGGAAGAGAAGACUUUAGAUGUAGAAUCUGCUACAGAUGUUUCUGGCCAGGCUGUGGCUUCUGACCAUUCCAAAGCUGUGGAUUUGGAGGAAAAAGCUUCUGACCAAGCUCCAGCUUUAGAGGGAAAGUCUGAGGAAGCCAUGACUGAAGAUGAGAAGGUUUCAGCUACAAAGUCUGAAGAUGCAGAGGGUAAAUCUGAGGUUUCAUCUUCAGUGCCUGAAGACCAGGAAAUGAAAGAGGAAAUUGUGUCUCUACCUCCUACAGGUGUAGAAACAGCCACUGACAAAGUUGAAGUAGCUGAGAAGGAAAUGGACUCUGAACACACCAAAGCAGAGGUGCAGAAAGCAUCUGAUGCUGCAGAUGGAGAAAAAACACAUUCUGAUCAGCUUAUGGAUGACACACAGGUUGAAGCUGUUGAAGCAAAAACACAUUCUGGUCAGCUUAUUGAUGAGACAAAGGUUGAAACAAAGCUAUCAAAGCCUGAGGUGCUUGAUGGUCAGGUUGCAGCUGAGGAGGCAAAGGAGAGUGGCCCUGAACCAAUGGAUGGCAAAACAAAAACUACAGGGGGCCAACCUGAAACUGAAAAAGUUGAUGGCGGAAAAGGUGAAGAAAAUGGAGAGCCAAUGGAACAGGGAGAAGAUGAUGAAGAUGAAGAGGGUGCUGAGGAGGGAGCUGCUGAGGAGGGAGCUGCAGAAGACAAGGAAAAUGAAGAGGAAGUUGGAAACCUUCAGCUGGCUUGGGAGAUGUUGGAUCUAGCUCAAGUAAUUUAUAAAAGGAACGCCAGCAAAGAAUCACAACUUUGUGCUGCUCAAGCUCAUCUGAAGUUGGGAGAAAUUGGCAUUGAAAGUGGAAAUUAUACCCAAGCUAUAGGAGACUAUCUUGAAUGCCUGAAAAUACAGCAGCAACAUCUGGAUGCCUGUAACCGACUUCUGGCAGAGAGCAGUUAUCAGCUGGGCUUGGCAUACAACUAUAACAAUCAAUACAAAGAAGCAGUUGAACACUUUACCAAGUCUUUAGAUAUUAUAGAAAAAAGGCUAGCUAUGGUGUCUGCUAGAGUGGAGAAAGAAGGAUCAGAAGAUGAUAAAACAGAAAUUGAAGACUUGAAAGGGCUGCUUCCUGACAUAAAGGAGAAGAUUGAAGAUGCAAAAGAGUGUAUGAAAAGUGGGCCUGCAGCAGAGCUGGCUCUCAAACAGACAUUGGGUUCUGAUUCUACAUCUUUUCCUCAGCAGAAUGGCAGUUCAUCUGCUCAAGCCUCAACAAUUUCUGUAAGAAAGGCUCCUGAGGGGACUACAUCAAAGCCUGCAGCUGACAUUUCCCAUUUGGUAAGAAAGAAGAGGAAACCUGAAGAGGUGAGCCCACAGAAAAACAGUGAUGCUAAGAAACCCAAGCAGGAGGCCACUGUAAAUGGCAGUGGUGAUGCUGUUCACAAUGGAAAUGGGGUUGCAAAGACGGAAAAAUUGGCUGAUAAGGCAGAUUCAGAGAUGACUGAAAUUACUUCAUGACGACGCACUUCUGAUGGCACAAGCCUCCCCUCUCUCCCUCCAGGAGAAAACUUUGUAUAUAUUUGUAUUUUUCAAAUGUUAGUUUUGAACUGUUUUUGUAAAACUUCAAUAAAGGUUAUAAGCAGUUUAA
Protopterus annectens (West African lungfish) is the source of this 2384-nucleotide messenger RNA. RefSeq names its product nuclear autoantigenic sperm protein (gene NASP). The transcript has 15 exons. Gene Ontology annotation, molecular function: histone binding. Bases 158 to 2254 code for a protein of 698 amino acids. Gene Ontology annotation, biological process: CENP-A containing chromatin assembly; DNA replication-dependent chromatin assembly. The record is from RefSeq and is a predicted model, not a curated record. NCBI's taxonomy places the organism in Eukaryota, Metazoa, Chordata, Ceratodontiformes, Protopteridae. Gene Ontology annotation, cellular component: nucleoplasm.